AUGGUUCAAUUCUCCGAAGAGACCAAGGAGCGUGUCUCCAAGGUUAUUGACGUCUCCCGUGUUGCCAUUCACUACGGAUACCUGCCUCUGAUUGUCUACCUGGGCUACACCUACAGCGACCCCAAGCCUACUCUUUUCCGGUAUUUCAACCUCUCCAGCGUGUACCACAUUCGUCUAACUCGAUGCUACAAGGCGGGUCUCCCUCACUUCAGGUUGAAGCUAUCAGCUAACCCGGACCCAGUCGAUCGAUCCUCCUCCUCUCGGUUUGGUAGCUCUAUUCACAUCAUACGCGACAUCUUUCAGCGGGAAGGGGGCCUAGCCGCCUUCUAUCGAGGACUCACUCCCAAUGUGAUUGGGAAUUCUACCAGCUGGGGUCUGUACUUCUUGUGUUAUAGCAGCUUGAAGGGAACCGUUCGAGAAUACCGCGAUCGGAGGGGGGAAGUUCUUCUGUCAUCGGAUUAUUUUCUGACAUCCGGCGGUGCAGGUAUGCAUCACAAUUCCUCGGGACGGUCUCCGCCCACUGACCAAAACAAAUGGUAUCCAGGUGCCCUCACUUCUGUGCUCACUAACCCGAUUUGGGUGAUCAAAACCCGCAUGCUGUCGACGGGCUCUCAGGCCCCUGGCGCAUACUCUUCCUUUGCCUCCGGGGCCAGGCAAAUAUACCGCGUGGAAGGUAUUCCCGGCUUUUACCGAGGCCUGGUACCCGCUCUGUUUGGGGUCAGUCAUGGGGCCCUUCAAUUCAUGGCGUAUGAGCAGCUGAAGCUCUUCAGGUCUCGGGCGAAGGAGGCUGAGAUGCUGGAGCAAGGCGAUACGGUCGGCCGGGGGCUGGGCAAUGUCGACUUUUUUGCCAUUUCCAGUCUAUCCAAAGUGUUUGCGGGGAGUGUAACUUACCCCUACCAAGUGAUCAGGUCCCGGUUGCAAACCUACGAGGCCCGUGUGAUCUAUCGCGGAGCCUUUGAUGUCUUCUCUCAGAUAUGGGCCCGAGAGGGCCUGGCGGGCUUUUACAAAGGCCUCGGGCCAAACCUGUUUCGUGUGCUCCCCAGCACUUGGGUGACCUUCUUGGUAUACGAGAAUACCAAGGGCUACCUGUCGGGGCUCACAUCAUCUCCCGAACGCAGACAGAAAUAA
Messenger RNA from Penicillium salamii, 1128 nucleotides. Lineage: Eukaryota; Fungi; Ascomycota; Eurotiomycetes; Eurotiales; Aspergillaceae. The record is from the annotation of a GenBank genome assembly.